Molecule: messenger RNA, 531 nt
Organism: Wallemia ichthyophaga EXF-994
Lineage: Eukaryota; Fungi; Basidiomycota; Wallemiomycetes; Wallemiales; Wallemiaceae
Exons: 1
Coding region: 1-531 (176 amino acids)
Source: RefSeq, a predicted model, not a curated record
AUGACGCACAACUUACCGCCAAUCUCCUCGCUCGAUUUGUUCGAUAGGCAGAGAGGCUCCGGCGUGGGCGCGGAUAGAUCGCCGCCGCCGUCGCUCUUCCAAUUCCCAACUGAGCUUCUGCCGUCGUCGUCGUUCAGGCAUCCAUACGUGACGAGCUCCCGUUCUGAUCCGCUGCUCGGAGGGAAGAAGGCGUUGUCGGAUGCCUCUGCGAAUAUGUCGCCUAAUCCAUCCUAUGCAUCGUCAUAUCCAUCGUCUAAUACAUCCUCCAAUGCAUACACCUCCAGGAAACGACCGCCAUCCACCAACUCGGGGGCUGUCAACCAGCGGAACCACGUCAAAGCAAAGAAUCAGCACAGCAGUAUACUCGUGGAGUGCAUAGAGUUGCUCCAUCAGCGCUGCGAUCCACGCACCACGCCCCCUCUACCACCCAACUGGCACGAGCGUAAUUUGAGGUCCGUCAAGGAUAAAGUGGGCGCAGUGAAGGAUCUCUAUUUGAGUCUUACUGGCGAGCCUUGGGAGCAAGGGGAUUGA